UCGAGCAGCAGCAGCCUUCGGAUUGUUAUUAAAAAACUGAAAUUCAGCACUGCACUUGCAAUUGUGUGAAUAAUGUAAUUUUUUAACGUUAUUAACACGCAAUUUGGACAAAUAACAAAGCCGUAUCAGCAGAGGUAGAAAUAGCAAGACUUUUUAAAUUGUCAGCGGGUGUGUUGGGGACUAUGGACAAUGUAGAACGAGCUGCAGAAAAAACAACAGCAACAACACCAACAGCAAUAACAGCAGCAACAACAAUAACCCAAAUAAUCACAUCGACACGCAGCUCUGAAUCGCAACUAUCUACCCCGGGCCCAUUAUUAAACAAUUCGACGUUUUGGAAAAACAGCGGACGUGCCGUUCCUGGACGUCCCAGUCCGAAACGUGAUUUGCAGGGCAAAUCUGGAGUGGGAAUUGCCGUAAUUGUGCAUGGUACAGAGACAGGGGCAGGAACAGGGACAGGUGCCAACAUUGCGGGCAGCGUUGGUGGUGGUAACAAUAUGGUAUCCACCUUUCGCGACUACCAACAAUCAGUGAGCGAUGCUUGGGAUACGGGCGAUGAUGAAUUCUGCAUUUUAAACAACGCGGAAGCGGCCGCAGCCGGGGGCGAUGCCGCACGCAUUUCUCGUCAAGUGUCACAAACGGUUGCUCUAAAUGUGAUUGAAACGCAUUCGCGUAACAAUCAAAACUAUGCCAAUACGCAGAGCCCCAUAGUGCCGGCAAAUAGUGUUAAUGGCAGUGCCGCAGAUCUGACGCCCGGUAGUAGCAAUAAUAGUAGCAGCGGUACUGCAGAAGAGAAUAAGGAAGAGUUACGCAAAUCAGCGCACGAUAGCAACGAGAACAGAGCACGACUGCGCAACUAUCCUGGACGGCCGCAGCUGCAGAAGAUUAGCUCCAAUUCACAGGAUGGCGAAUAUGAAACGAAAAUUGAAAAAUUCCAGCUGUUGCUCGAUUCACCGCAAUUGGAUCUAGUAGCUCUAAAAAAGAUUAGUUGGUCGGGCGUGCCGCGCAAGAUGCGCGCUGUAAGUUGGCGCCUGCUCUCGAAAUAUUUACCACCCUCGGGCGAACGUCGCAAUGCUGUGCUAGAGAGUAAACGGCAAGGCUAUCAGGAUCUAAGGCACAACUAUUUCAAGGUGGACAGUCAGGAUGAGACGCAACAAGAUACCUAUCGUCAGAUACAUAUCGAUGUGCCACGCAUGAAUCCACAAAUACCGCUCUUCCAACAGAAACUCGUCCAGGAAAUGUUCGAACGUGUACUCUUCAUUUGGGCCAUACGUCAUCCCGCCUCAGGCUAUGUCCAGGGUAUAAAUGAUUUGGUUACCCCAUUCUUUAUCGUUUUUCUGCAAGAGGCACUGACGCCAGACACCGAUCUGGAAAAAUAUGAUAUGUCCACAUUGUCGGAGGAGACGCGCAACGCCAUCGAAGCUGAUUCAUUUUGGUGUCUAUCGAAAUUUUUAGAUUGCAUACAGGAUAACUAUAUAUUUGCACAGCUGGGAAUUCAGGAGAAGGUAAAUCAACUCAAGGAUCUAAUACAACGUAUUGACGUAAAUCUGCAUCGUCAUCUACAAACACAUGGUGUCGAUUAUUUGCAAUUCUCAUUUCGUUGGAUGAACAAUUUGCUGACACGCGAACUGCCCUUACACUGCACCAUUCGACUGUGGGACACCUAUUUAGCUGAAUCGGAUGGAUUUGCUUUAUUCCAUUUAUAUGUGUGUGCGGCCUUUUUGUUGCACUGGAAAGAUCAGCUAAUGCAACAGAAUGAUUUUCAGGGUCUCAUGUUGCUGCUACAGAAUCUGCCAACCCAUAAUUGGUCCGAUCGCCAAAUUAAUGUGCUGCUCGCUGAAGCGUUUCGCUUAAAGUUUACGUAUGCGGACGCGCCGAAGCAUCUGGAGACGAAGAGUUGACAAAAGCAACAACAACAAUAUAUAUACGUAACAUAGAAAUUAGUUUAUUACACAUUGCAAAAUAACAUACACAUACAUACUUUAUAUAUAUUAUAUAUACAGUUUGUUAUUUAAAUGUA
Scaptodrosophila lebanonensis is the source of this 2020-nucleotide messenger RNA. It is a transcript of the gene Tbc1d22, whose product is annotated as TBC1 domain family member 22B. NCBI's taxonomy places the organism in Eukaryota, Metazoa, Arthropoda, Insecta, Diptera, Drosophilidae. The coding region runs from base 183 to 1901 and encodes 572 amino acids. The record is from RefSeq and is a predicted model, not a curated record. The transcript has 6 exons. Gene Ontology annotation, biological process: activation of GTPase activity. Gene Ontology annotation, molecular function: GTPase activator activity.